CAUAUAAUGCCUCCGAAAAAGAAAGCCAGCAACCCGGGAGGGCCUAAGCCUGGCACUAAACAGGCCAAGGCUGCUGCAGAGAUCAAAGACAAGGACAAGAAGGCCGCAGCCGUGCCCGAGGAGCCCAAAAAACCAACCGUGAAGGAGGUUAUUGGCGGCGCAUCAUGGACGGGCAAAUUACCCGUCAAUAUGCUCUCAGAGCAUUGCCAAAAGCAAAAAUGGGAGAAGCCAGAGUAUAGCAUGAUUAAUACCUCAGGCGGCCAUGUAUCCGCCGUCACGAUGAAACGAGUGGACCCUAAAACUCGCGAAUUGACCGUUCUCCCUCCGAUGAAGCUGCCUCCAUCACAUAAGGAACUAGCGGCGCAGGCGACGGCACUCGAGGCUCGCCAUUUUGCUGCCGCAUGGGCGCUUUUCCGUGUGUGCAACAUGCGCAAUAUCCAUAUGAUGAUGCCUCCUAAAUACAAAAAGCUUUGGAAGGAGGAUUUUGCGGAGAUCAAGGCGGCAGAGACUCGCGAGGGCAAAGGCUGGUUAUACGAGGCAGAUCCAUUCUUGGCUAAGCAGGAACGGGAGAGUGCCGCCGCAGAUCUGGAAAAGAAGAGGGUCGAACGUGCAAAGGCGCAAGCGAAAGAAAAGGUCUCCUCAACAGAUCUUGGACUUGGAGGCGGUGAUGCUAGAAGCAAGCGAAUUUGGUCGCAAGCACCUAAGGUGGAAAUGGGUACUCGGAUUCGGCGCGAGAUCGAAGGACUGCUACGCCAGCAUACAAAUUGGAACCCAUAUGGGGUGAAGGUUCCCGAGCAGGAGAAAAAAUCCACGGUAGAGGAAUUCUCGAAACUCGGAUUCCGUCGAAGCCACGUUGAGGAAGCUGUGGAGGAGUGUAAGGACCGUGAGGAAGUUCUAGAGUGGCUUUUGGUCUAUGUGCCUGAAGACGAUCUGCCUCGAUGGUGUUUGCCUGAGGGAUACUCUGCCGGUGUCAGCCUUGCGGCUGGGGACCUGGCACGAGAAGCGAAGAUAAAGCGUCUUGCCUCUAUUGGCUAUCCUGUGGACCUGUGCUCUCAAGUUCUCGAUGGAAAGGAUGGUGAUGAGCUGGCAGCUGCAGAGUAUCUACAAAGUACCUUGGCCCAUGGAUCUGAAUUCGCAUCUGCUUCAAUCCCGGAAGGAAAUCCGGAAGCUUGGGCUGAAGAACAAGACACUCUUGAGGCUAUCUUUGGAGAGCGCUACGUCCGUAUUUCGCCGCGAGUCUGUGAAAUCAAAAGCGAGGCUCCUGAGAUUCCAGAGAACACCACGUUCCGUUUCCAAGAGCCAUCUUCUCACUAUCCCUCAGUCGCUCCGGUCAUAUCAAUUCAAGCCAAGGGAGUCCCGGCUUAUAUUCGUCUCAGCGCUAUUCGCCGGGCUGUGCAAUAUGCAGAGGAAAAAUUUUCGGGCGAAUCUAUGAUUUUCAAUAUUAUGGAUUGGUUAGAGAUGAACCUAUCUGAGAUAAUGGAGAACCCAGGCAGGCUUCGAGAGAUCUCUGCCGUGACAGUAUCACCAGCCGCGAAUACUCAUGAGGUUUCUGUGCGCGGAUCUCGCAAACAGCGCCGGGGUAUUGAUUGGAAAGCCAACUCCCCCGCAAGCAUGGCAAUGCUGGAGGCCUGGGAAGCUAAGCAGAACAGCGCUGCACAGGUUGAGAUGUCUCGAAAGAGACGGUCACUACCAGCCUGGAACACUCAAUAUGCCAUCGUUGAAGCUGUUAACUCGCAUCAAGUUACCAUCAUCUCUGGUGAAACUGGUAGUGGUAAAAGUACACAGUCUGUACAGUUUGUACUCGACGAUAUGAUUCAACGAGGCUUGGGAGGCGCUGCAAACAUUAUUUGCACGCAGCCCCGUCGUAUCUCAGCUUUGGGUCUUGCUGAUCGAGUUAGCGAUGAGCGAUGCUCAACUGUCGGCGACGAGGUUGGAUACGUGAUCCGUGGUGAAUCAAAGGCCAAGCAGGGCGCAACCAAGAUCACCUUUGUGACGACUGGUGUUCUGCUUCGCCGUAUUCAAUCUGGUGGCGAUGCCGAUGGAAACGUCGCCAGCUCUCUGGCAGACGUUUCACAUGUGGUAGUUGAUGAAGUCCACGAGCGGAGUCUUGACACUGACUUCCUACUGGCCCUGCUGCGGGAUGUUCUGAAACACCGCAAAGAUCUGAAGGUCAUUCUCAUGAGUGCCACGUUGGAUGCAAACAUUUUCAUGAGCUACUUUGGUGGAUCGAAAUCCGUCGGUCUAGUGAACAUCCCUGGACGAACCUUCCCGGUUGAAGAUUACUACUUGGACGAUGUCAUCCGGGAUACUGGAUUUGCUCCUGAACUUAAUGAAUGGGAUGAGGACAUGGAGCCGUCACCACAAGAGGAAAUGACACUGGGUAAAGCUUUGCGCAGCGUCGGAAUGGGCAUCAACUAUGACUUGAUCGCAUCUACCGUUCAAUUCAUUGAUGCCGAAUUGGGAGACCACCCCGGAGGAAUUCUUAUCUUCCUGCCAGGAACAAUGGAAAUUGAAAGGUGCCUAACGGCUAUAAAGAGAAUUCCCAAUAUGCACCCACUGCCUUUGCAUGCAUCUUUGCUUCCAGCAGAGCAGCGCCGUGUAUUUCAAAGUCCACCCAGGGGAAAGAGAAAGGUCAUUGCGGCCACGAAUGUGGCAGAAACAUCCAUCACCAUCGAGGAUGUUGUCGCCGUCAUUGAUACCGGCCGAGUCAAAGAAACAAGCUACGAUCCCAAAGACAAUAUGGUCCGACUUCAAGAAGUAUGGGCGUCGCAAGCAGCUUGCAAACAGCGCCGCGGUCGAGCAGGCCGUGUUCGUGCAGGAACUUGCUAUAAACUAUACACUCGCAAAGCCGAGUCCAACAUGGCCCCGCGACCAGACCCGGAAAUCCGCCGUGUCCCCCUCGAACAACUAUGUCUGUCCGUGAAAUCCAUGAAAGGUAUUGAAGACGUCGCCACCUUCCUAGCCAACACAAUCACACCACCAGAAAGCAUAGCUGUUGAAGGCGCUCUCAACUUCCUGCACCGGGUCGGAGCCCUGGAUCACAAUCGUCUUACCGCACUAGGCCGGUAUCUAUCCAUGAUCCCGGCAGAUCUUCGCUGUGCCAAGCUCAUGAUCUACGGCUCGAUCUUCGGCUGCAUGGAACCUUGUCUCACAGUCGCAGCCAUUCUAACAGUCAAAAGCCCCUUCGUGUCUCCCCGCGAAAAACGAGAUGAAGCGGACGCCGUGAAAGCCACUUUCUCCCGUCCCGGAGAUGGAGAUCUUCUCACGGAUUUGUCCGCCUACCAGGCCUGGUCCGAGCGUGCCCGCACCCAGGGCCAUUGGCAAUCACAGUCGUGGUGUGGUAUGAACUUCUUAUCCCAUCAAACUCUCCGCGACAUCUCAUCCAACCGAGCUCAAUUCGUCACGUCCCUCAAGGAUGCCGGUCUUCUGCCGGUAGAUUACAACGAUGGCGCAAACAAUUGGAACCGCAACGCCUCCAACCGGAACCUCAUCCGCGCGCUCAUCGCAGGAGCGUUCCAGCCACAGGUUGCGCAGAUCUCAUUCCCGGAUAAGAAAUUCGCUAGCUCGGUCACUGGUACUGUCGAAGUUGAUCCAGAUGCCCGGACAAUUAAGUACUUUAACCAGGAGAACGGGCGUGUCUUCAUUCAUCCUAGCUCGAUUCUCUUCUCUGCACAUGGUUAUCCCAGUUCUGCCGCGUAUCUGAGCUACUUUACCAAGAUGGCAACGAGCAAGGUUUUCAUUCGGGAUCUGACUCCAUUCAACGCAUACUCGUUGCUCCUCUUCUGUGGCUCUAUCACUCUUGACACGAUGGGCCGUGGACUCGUCGUAGACGGCUGGCUCCGGCUACGUGGUUGGGCUAGAAUCGGUGUACUUGUUUCACGAUUGCGCACAAUGCUAGAUGAGGCUCUUGCUGCGCGCAUUGAUAGUCCCGCGCUUGGCUCGGAUGGUGGGGCGGGAGACCGAGUGAUCGAGGCUGUGAAAAGGUUAAUUGAGUUUAACGGUCUAGACCAGUGAUCUGUAUAGCAUAGAUGAUAAACGAUUUAGACGAUAAACAGAGGAAUUUACUGAGAGUGUAUAC
This is a messenger RNA of Penicillium pulvis, 4078 nucleotides long. Its product is annotated as RNA helicase. The transcript has 3 exons. Gene Ontology annotation, cellular component: intracellular anatomical structure. The coding region runs from base 7 to 4014 and encodes 1335 amino acids. Gene Ontology annotation, molecular function: RNA binding; ATP binding; protein binding. Lineage: Eukaryota; Fungi; Ascomycota; Eurotiomycetes; Eurotiales; Aspergillaceae. The record is from RefSeq and is a predicted model, not a curated record.